AUGUUCAACCCCGAAGCAGACCCAGAACAUAAAGACUGGAAGCAUGCGGAUGCCUCUUUAGAGAUGUUUGAUCAUCUGGUGGUGGCGAAUAGUCUGGCACAAGAGAUGGAGCGUUAUGGACUGAUACUCCCACCUGACCUGACAUUUAUCAAGGAGAUGAUUAAACCUCUAAAGAUUGAUGACGCUGAGUGGCCGUAUGAAGGUCGAGAUGAGAAUAAAUCCUUCCUCUAUGAAAUUGUGUCAAACAAGCAAAAUGGGAUUGAUGUGGACAAAUUCGACUACUUUGCCAGGGACUGCCACCACCUGGGCAUCCGGAACAACUUUGACCAUCAACGCUUCAUCAUGUUUGCCAGGGUGUGUGAUGUGAAUGGGAGGAAGCACAUUUGCUCUAGAGACAAGGAAGUGGCAAACCUGUAUGACAUGUUCCACACAAGGAACUCUCUCCACAGAAGAGCCUACCAGCACAGAGUAACCAAGAGUGUAGAAAUUAUGAUCAAAGACGCCCUCUUGAAAGCAGAUCAGUACAUCCUGACUAAAGGUUCAGGAGGGACAACGUUCUGUCUCUCCAAAGCUAAAACUGACAUGGAAGCCUACACAAAGCUGACAGAUCAAAUGAUUGAAAGAAUACUCCACCCUUGUUCUUGUUCAAAUGAAUUCACUCCCUCUCCUCUGGAGGAAGCAAGGAUGAUUCUGCAGAGGAUCAUGUCUCGAGACCUGUACCAGUUUAUGGGUGAAACCAAGCUCAAGAAAGAAGACCAAGAGGAAAUAAAAAAGAUGAAGGACAGCUUGGAAAAUGAACUGGUUAAAGUCAUUCCAAAAGACAACUUUGAAAUUAUAGUUGUCACUUUGGACUAUGGGAUGAAAAACAAGGACCCCAUCAAUACCACAUAUUUCUACACUAAGGCUAACCCUACUGAAGCAUUCAAGAUUUCCAGAGAACAGGUGUCCAAGCUUCUCCCAGUGUGCUUUGCUGAGAAGAUCCUCAGAGUUUACUGUAAGAACUCAGCGAGUCUGAGAGAUGCUAAGUUCUGCUUUCAAAGCUGGUGUCACGAAAAUGACUUUCUAACUGAGAGUCCGGUGCUGUUGGGUGGGAUGGUGAAGUAUGUCUUUGAGCCACAUGCCCAUGCUGUACCCUGCACCCAAUAUGUGCCAUUCAGGAAGCUUAUCCGUGCCUUUCUGUCCUGCGGCAUUCGGAAAGUCUGGGAGCAGUUGUGGUUCAUUCCCAGCUUUCUGUUGCCGUAUGCGAAGGCGAUGCUGUGGGUCCUCGUCUUUCCAGGUGAGUAUCCAGCCACUAUGAGGACAAGUUUCUUCAUGAUGACCAGGCACACCCGGGCUCCAGUGGCUUUGGUGGAUCCAAGAUGGUCUUUCUGCUAUUUUGCAGGCGGUUGGUGUUGUGAGCAGGACCUGGUACGGGCCUUCCCACCUCGGUGA
Maylandia zebra (zebra mbuna) is the source of this 1431-nucleotide messenger RNA. The record is from RefSeq and is a predicted model, not a curated record. NCBI's taxonomy places the organism in Eukaryota, Metazoa, Chordata, Actinopteri, Cichliformes, Cichlidae.